AUUAUCUUCUCUUACGGUAUUUAUAUUCAUGCAACCAAAUAGGCAGCUAAGGCAAUAAAUAUGGUAGUUGAGAAAAUUCUGGAAAUAUAGUUGGGACGAGGAAGGAUCUAGACACGACGGGUUGUCGAUCAUUAGCUAAGUAAAACGUACCAUGGAUCUCAUCGAUCAUAACUGAUUAUUACAAGAGUUAUUAUAAAGGUGGAUUGAUCGAGCUUCAAUUUAUUACGGAGUUUGAUCACGCGCGCACAUACUGAGAAUGGCGAAAUCAUAUGAAGAAGAGCACCCAGUGAAGGCCUUUGGAUAUGCAGCAAGGGACACCUCUGGGGUUCUUUCCCCUUUCAAGUUUUCAAGGAGAGCGACGGGCGAGAAGGAUGUGCAAUUCAAGGUUCUCUACUGCGGCAUCUGUCACUCGGAUCUCCAUCAGCUCAAAAAUGAAUGGGGCUUCACUCAGUAUCCCAUUGUGCCUGGACACGAAAUUGUGGGCAUUGUGACUGAGGUAGGCAGCAAGGUAGAGAAAUUCAAGGUUGGUGACAAAGUGGGUGUGGGAUGCUUAGUGGGGUCCUGCCGUACGUGUGACAACUGUGCGAGCGAUCUCGAGAAUUACUGUCCCAAACAGGUGCAAACUUAUAAUGCUUUUGGAACCACCACGUACGGUGGUUACUCCGACAUCAUGGUUGCAGACGAGCACUUCGUGGUACGCUGGCCCGACAGCCUGCCUAUGGAAGCCGCUCCUCUGCUCUGUGCUGGAAUAACCACUUAUAGCCCGUUAAAAUACUUUGGACUUGACAAGCCUGGGAUGCACAUUGGUGUUGUUGGUCUGGGUGGGCUUGGCCAUAUGGCUGUUAAGUAUGUAAAAGCUUUUGGCUCAAAGGUGACGGUUAUUAGCACUUCCCUGAGUAAGAAGCAGGAAGCUAUUGACCGAUUGGGCGCCGAUGCAUUCUUGGUUAGCCGUGAUCCUGAGCAACUAAAGGCGGGAAUGAACACGUUGGAUGGCAUUAUCAACACGGUUUCUGCAGUACAUCCUCUUUUGCCAUUGCUUGGCUUGUUGAAAUCCAACGGGAAGAUGGUCAUGGUUGGAGCACCUGAAAAACCACUUGAUCUGCCUGUUUUCCCACUAAUUAUGGGUAGAAAGCUUAUAGCUGGGAGCUGCAUUGGAGGGAUAAAGGAGACACAAGAAAUGUUAGAUUUCUCUGCAAUGCACAACAUAACACCUGAUGUGGAGGUUGUUCCUAUGGACUAUGUUAACACAGCGCUGGACCGCCUGCUGAAAUCUGAUGUGAGAUACAGAUUUGUUCUGAACAUUGGCAAAUCUUUGAACUCUUCUUAGGACCAAAUUAAGAUUAGUGAGAGCGUUGCUUCCUCAGUAAAGCAAUAUUUGUGCCUAGCUCUUAUCUAUAUUUUGGUAACACCGUGAAUUUUGUGGAGAUGGAUUUUUUUCUUUUAAUGUAAACGUAUUUAUCUUGCUGUUUCAAAUCCUAGACCGGAUUUAAGAUAUUAAACUGAACGGCCGCAGUUCGAUUAUUUGAACAUCAUGUCUUGUACGAAGCAAUGCAUUUCACGAUACUAGUAACUCAGAAGUAAGCAUCUCGUUAUCAGGUUUGAAGUAUACAAAAAAC
Molecule: messenger RNA, 1616 nt
Organism: Cuscuta europaea
Lineage: Eukaryota; Viridiplantae; Streptophyta; Magnoliopsida; Solanales; Convolvulaceae
Source: the annotation of a GenBank genome assembly